Naumovozyma castellii is the source of this 1878-nucleotide messenger RNA. It is a transcript of the gene PHO84, whose product is annotated as phosphate transporter PHO84. Lineage: Eukaryota; Fungi; Ascomycota; Saccharomycetes; Saccharomycetales; Saccharomycetaceae. The transcript has a single exon. The coding region runs from base 1 to 1878 and encodes 625 amino acids. The record is from RefSeq and is a predicted model, not a curated record.
AUGGGUUCUCUUUCCCUUAUCUUGUCAGUUUUAGAAUACCAUCUCAAGACAAGCAUCCAAACAAACAAAUUCACAACCUUCUCAACUCAAGUAAUGGUAGAAGAACAAAAUUUUUCAACUACUGAACUUAAUCAAGAAUCACAAGACAACAAUGUCAAAUAUUUAACAGAAGGUGGGAACGCCGCAUUCCACAACUACAUCAAUGAUUUUGCUCACAUUGAAGAUCCAUUGGAAAGAAGAAGAUUGGCUUUACAAAAAAUUGACGAAACUGCAUUUGGCUGGUCCCAAAUUAGAACAAUCUUAAUCGCUGGGGUUGGGUUCCUUACUGACUCCUACGAUAUUUUCGCCAUUAAUUUAGGUAUUACUAUGAUGUCAUAUGUUCAUUGGAAGGGUAAUAUGCCUGCAUCUACUGCUACUUUAUUAAAAGUUUCCACAUCUGUGGGGACCGUCAUUGGUCAAGUUGGUUUUGGAACAAUGGCUGAUGUCAUUGGUCGUAAGAAAAUCUAUGGGAUGGAAUUAAUCUUAAUGAUUAUUACUACCAUUUUACAAUGUACUACAGGUUCAUCUCCAGGGAUCAAUUUUGUCGCUGUGCUGACAUUUUAUCGUAUUCUUAUGGGUAUCGGUAUCGGUGGUGAUUAUCCACUUUCUUCCAUCAUUACUUCUGAAUUCUCAACUACCAAAUGGAGAGGUGCCAUCAUGGGUGCUGUUUUUGCUAAUCAAGCUUGGGGUCAAAUUCUUGGUGGGAUCAUUGCUUUAGUUUUGGUCGCUGCAUACAAAUCAUCAUUAAUUGACGCCAAUACUGGUGCUGAAUGUGGUUAUGAAUGUAUGAAAGCUUGUGAUCAAAUGUGGAGAAUAUUAAUUGGUCUAGGUGCUGUACCAGGUGUCAUUGGUCUUUACUUCAGAUUAACCAUCCCUGAAUCUCCAAGAUAUUCCCUAGACGUGGAUGCUGAUUUGGAUUCCAUUGAAGUCACCAAGGUUACCGAUAAUGUGAUGGAAGAAAAAUUAGGUGACUCUGCAUCUUUGGAAAGAGCAAAUACUAUGGUGGAACGUAUUGAAAUUCAACCACCAAAAGUUUCAUUUAAAGACUUCUGCCACCAUUUUGGUCAAUGGAAGUAUGGGAAAAUCCUAUUGGGGACCGCCGGUUGUUGGUUCACGUUAGAUGUUGCCUUUUACGGGUUAAGUUUAAAUACUGCUGUCAUCUUACAAACCAUUGGAUAUGCUGGUUCUUCCAAUGUUUACAAGAAAUUAUAUGAUUCUGCAGUUGGUAAUUUGAUUUUAAUUUGUGCUGGUUCAUUGCCAGGUUAUUGGGCUUCUGUAUUUACCAUUGACACCAUUGGUAGAAAACCAAUCCAAAUGUUCGGUUUCAUCAUCCUAACUAUAUUGUUCUGUGUCAUUGGGUUCGCAUACCACAAGAUUAGUGGUCAUGGAUUGUUAGGAUUAUACGUCAUUUGUCAAUUCUUCCAAAAUUUUGGUCCAAAUGUAACCACAUUUAUUGUCCCCGGUGAAUGUUUCCCAACAAGAUACAGAUCCACUGCUCAUGGUAUUUCCGCCGCUUCAGGUAAAAUUGGUGCCAUUAUUGCUCAAACUGCAUUGGGUACUUUAAUUAAUCAUAAUUGUGCAAGAGAUGGUAAGAAGGCUAAUUGUUGGUUACCUCAUGUGAUGCAAAUUUUCGCUCUAUUUAUGCUACUUGGUAUCUUCCUUACAUUAUUGAUCCCAGAAACAAAACGUAUGACGUUGGAAGAAAUCAGUGAAAAAUACCAUGAUGAAAUUGACCCAUCUAAAUAUGUAGUGAAAAAUAAUGAAAACGAUAACGAAUCUAACUCAAUAUCGGGUGAGGGCAAUGGAUCAUUUGUGGUCACUCGCAGAGAAGAAGUGUAA